AUGUCGGGAUAUUACUGUCUUAGAAAUCAAUUCCUCUUAAAUGGGUUGAAAGAGCUCAGGGAUGAAGAUGAUUACGUAAGGUUCCUUGAUGUUGGGUUUAAUGAUGACAAUAAUCAAACCAACAUCUACAUUGAUGACUAUCACGAGCCCAUACUAGAUUGGAUUGAAGAAGAGAAAGUUGGAGAAGGGGACAAUUGUAAUGAUACAUGUGAAGAUGACGUGGACUUGGUAUUGUUAGAUGAUCUAUCGGUGGACCAUGAAGCUGAUGAUGAGGACAUCCAGUGGUCGGAAUAUAUUAAGCUUUUUUGUCCAAGACAAAUCUUAUUAUAG
Messenger RNA from Lactuca saligna, 330 nucleotides. Lineage: Eukaryota; Viridiplantae; Streptophyta; Magnoliopsida; Asterales; Asteraceae. The record is from the annotation of a GenBank genome assembly.